AUAUUUUUUUUAAUUUAAUUUUUAUUUUUUUUUUCAAUAACCAAUCUCACCAUUUCAUUCGAUCCUAUCUUUCUCUCCCUCUUUCUUUCUUGCUGCCUUUUAUUCUCGCGGCCCUCAGAUUCGGUUCGGCUCCCAGAUCUGUUAUUUGGAAGAAGGGCUUGAAUUGCAGAUUGUUCUGGAAAUAAAGAAAUGGCUUGUAGGGGAUUUUGGGAGUGCCUAUUGAAGCUUUUGAACUUCUUGUUAAUUCUUGCGGGCUUGGCAAUGAUUGGCUAUGGAAUAUACCUUUUUGUUGAGUAUAAGAAUGGUGCUUCACCAGGUGAUGAUACCCCUCCUGUCCCCCCAAAUAUGGGGGAGUAUGUGCAGCUUGGUAGGCCAAUGCUAGUGGCUGUUACGUUGGCUGAUAACAUAUUUGACAAACUGCCAAAGGCUUGGUUUAUUUAUCUUUUCAUUGGCGUUGGUGUAAUAGUUCUUUUCAUUGCUUGUUGCGGUUGCAUUGGAACAUCUAUGCGCAAUGGGUGCUGCCUAACUUGUUAUUCAGUGCUACUCGUCUUGUUGAUAUUGGUUGAACUGGGAGCAGCUGCUUUUAUAUUCUUUGACAAAAGCUGGCAAAAGGAAAUCCCAACUGACAAAACUGGAAAUUUUGAUAUGAUCUAUGAAUUUCUGGAGGACCACUGGAAUAUUAUCAGAUGGGUUGCACUUGGUGUGGUUGUACUAGAGGCUGUAAUAUUUUUACUAGCACUUGUUGUGAGGGCCGCAAAUAUUCCAGCAGACUAUGAUAGUGAUGAAGAGUAUAUUGGUGGCCCGAGGCAACAGAUCCGCCAGCCUUUGAUAAAUAGACCAGCUGCUCCCACCACAGGUGUUCCUGUUGCUGGUGCCCUUGAUCAGCGCCCUAGUAGGAAUGAUGCUUGGAGUACACGCAUGAGGGAAAAGUAUGGACUGGAUACUGCAGAAUUUACAUACAACCCAUCGGAGUCCAACAGGUACCAGCAAGCUGCGACGCAGCCAGCCGAGGAGAGGAGUCGGUGCAUCAUCAUGUGAUGUACUUUGGAUGCACUUCACGGAUUGUAGUUGACUUUUGAGUGCGAUCAUAAUUGAUCAAAUGGUGUGAGAUCCUCUGUAUCUAAGGAGAGUGUGUUCGUCUGGGCUAACCUUGUCGACCAAGUUUCCACUUGAUUUAUUCUGUGUCUUUAUGAUUGAA
Molecule: messenger RNA, 1198 nt
Organism: Andrographis paniculata
Lineage: Eukaryota; Viridiplantae; Streptophyta; Magnoliopsida; Lamiales; Acanthaceae
Product: tobamovirus multiplication protein 2A
Exons: 7
Coding region: 190-1038 (282 amino acids)
Cellular component (GO): membrane
Source: RefSeq, a predicted model, not a curated record